Messenger RNA from Owenia fusiformis, 1575 nucleotides. NCBI's taxonomy places the organism in Eukaryota, Metazoa, Annelida, Polychaeta, Sabellida, Oweniidae. The record is from the annotation of a GenBank genome assembly.
CACAAGAAUAAGUAAGUAUAUAUAGCUUUAACAAUAAGUUUUAGUUUAUUACAUAAUAUAACUUUUUACAUAAAAUUCAAACAAUCACUAGUUUAUCAAAACAUUCAUAUUCAUGUUUGUUUCAAGAGUAAAAACAGCAAUACUGAAAAACAGUACCAGUAUAUGAAUUAUCUAAAUAAUUUGCAAAUGGAUCACAAAUGUAAUGUUUGGGUAUGACUCUCACUUAGUAGUAUACAUUACAAGUUACAAAAAUUUAUUAUCUUCAUUAUUAAAAGCUUCAUUAUUGAACACUGGACAUGUUGGGCAUACCCAGGCAAGAAGCCUGUAUUUCCAACCAGGUGACAAUGUAUUUUCAACUGGGUCACAUGUAUUUCCAACUGGGUCACAUGUAUUUCCAACUGGGUCACAUGUAUUUCCAACUGAGUCACCAUGUAUUUCAUUCUGGGUCACCAUAUGUUUCCAACUGGGUCACCAAGUAUUUCCAACUGGGUCACCAUGUAUUUCAAACUGGGUCAUCAUGUAUUUUCAACUGGGUCACAUGUAUUUCCAAAUGGGUCACCAUAUGUUUCCAACUGGGUCACAUGUAUUUCCAACUGAGUCACCAUGUAUUUCAAUCUGGGUCACCAUAUGUUUCCAACUGGGUCACCAAGUAUUUCCAACUGGGUCACCAUGUAUUUCAAUCUGGGUCAUCAUGUAUUUCAAUCUGAGUCACCAUGUAUUUCAAUCUGGGUCACCAUGUAUUUCCAACAGGGUCACCAAGUAUUUCCAACUGGGUCACCAUGUAUUUCAAUCUGGGUCACCAUGUAUUUCCAACAGGGUCACCAUGUAUUUCAAUCUGGGUCACCAUGUAUUUCAAUCUGGGUCACCAUGUAUUUCAAUCUGGGUCACCAUAUGUUUCCAACUGGGUCACCAAGUAUUUCCAACUGGGUCACCAUGUAUUUCAAUCUGGGUCAUCAUGUAUUUCAAUCUGAGUCACCAUGUAUUUCAAUCUGGGUCACCAUGUAUUUCCAACAGGGUCACCAAGUAUUUCCAACUGGGUCACCAUGUAUUUCAAUCUGGGUCACCAUGUAUUUCCAACAGGGUCACCAUGUAUUUCAAUCUGGGUCACCAUGUAUUUCAAUCUGAAUCACCAUGUAUUUCAAUCUGGGUCACCAUGUAUUCCCAGCAGGGUCACCAUGUAUGAUUUCAGUUUCCACAUUCCCCUGUUCUACAAGUGCAUUCACGGCUUCCCCCUGUUCCAUAUCUACAUCUUUGGUACCCAGUUCUAUACUAACAACCCCAUCUUCAUUCACAGAUGUGAGUAAGACAGCAUCAUGUUCAGUGAUAUAAUGUUCCUUCAUUUCUUCCUCAGUCUUUAAUAGAGCAUUACAGCAACCACAUGAUAUAUACAUCUGUUGGUCCAGUUGGGGUACAUGGGUCCUCUGGUGCUCCUGUACUUCAGUCUUUGUAAUGGCAGUGAACUCACAAAGAGAGCAUUUAUAGCAAGGUAUGUCACUGUGAGAAUUCAUAUGCUUCAUCCAGGAAUGACGUUUAAUACCAGACCAACUACACAGCUCACAUUGAAAUGGUCUCUCA